Molecule: messenger RNA, 539 nt
Organism: Cervus elaphus (red deer)
Lineage: Eukaryota; Metazoa; Chordata; Mammalia; Artiodactyla; Cervidae
Gene: GHRL
Product: ghrelin and obestatin prepropeptide
Exons: 4
Coding region: 59-409 (116 amino acids)
Biological process (GO): gastric acid secretion; negative regulation of inflammatory response; regulation of response to food
Cellular component (GO): extracellular region
Molecular function (GO): growth hormone-releasing hormone activity; ghrelin receptor binding
Source: RefSeq, a predicted model, not a curated record
AUAACCGGCCCAGAGACCCUCUCUCCUCCAGGUCCGUCUGCCUCCAGCCAGGGAAGCCAUGCCUGCCCCAUGGACCGUCUGCAGCCUGCUGCUGCUCAGCGUGCUCUGGCUGGACUUGGCCAUGGCGGGCUCCAGCUUUCUGAGCCCCGAACAUCAGAAACUGCAGAGAAAGGAACCUAAGAAGCCAUCAGGCAGACUGAAGCCCCGGGCCCUGGAAGGCCAGUUUGACCCGGAGGUGGGAAGUCAGGCGGAAGGUGCAGAGGACGAGCUGGAAAUCCGGUUCAACGCCCCCUUUGACAUUGGGAUCAAGCUGUCAGGGGCUCAGUCCCUCCAGCAUGGCCAGACGCUGGGGAAGUUUCUUCAGGACAUCCUUUGGGAAGAAGCCGACGAAACCCUGGCUGAUGAGUGACCAGCCCUGGGACCAACCCCCUGUUCGUUCUCCACCCUCAGAAGCUCUCACGUGGCUUCCAGGACACUUCCGAGACCACAUGCAGCUCUGAGGGGUGCUAGCCUAGGAGAUGAAUAAAUGCUCAAAUGGA